AUGUAUCAACUGGCAGUCGCUACUGUAGAUACGUCAAAAGACGAAUUUCUUGGGAUACAUAUGAACUUCUCUCCUCGCUGGCUGAAAUCUAACACAACCUUUACCAACAAAUACGGCGUGUACAUCGACAACUCUCAGGUCAUUCCAUCAAACUCCACUAUUGCCAAGGAUAUGGUCGGGAAAUGUCCAUUGGGACGACCGUGGAAUUCGCAACACAAGUCUAUCUUUAUGCAAUCCUAUCUUGACAGUGUUAUCCUCCCAGCAGGAUAUAUCAAAUGGAGCGCAGCCACGCCUCGCGUGGACAACUACACUUUCAUGGCUACGUGGAACGACCACGGUCCUGGGUAUAACGUCACGGCUCUGAAGGACGGUGGAAUUACAAAGGUUUUGACUGAUAAGGAGGCGAAGCCUUAUAAAUCUCCCAAGGAUGUAUUCCAAACGCCAGAGGGCAAGUUUGGCUAUGUAAGCUGGAUUGACAAGAAGGCAUUGUAG
Fusarium graminearum PH-1 is the source of this 492-nucleotide messenger RNA. RefSeq lists its product as uncharacterized. Lineage: Eukaryota; Fungi; Ascomycota; Sordariomycetes; Hypocreales; Nectriaceae. Gene Ontology annotation, biological process: cell wall modification. Bases 1 to 492 code for a protein of 163 amino acids. The transcript has 2 exons. The record is from RefSeq and is a predicted model, not a curated record. Gene Ontology annotation, molecular function: pectinesterase activity.